GAAAUGCUUUUUAGUAUUUUAAAUGAUGGAAAAUGGAAUUCAGAACCUUUAUCUAUUUCAAUUAGAAAUGUUUAUGUUUUUACUCAAAAUUCAACUGAAAAAGAGAAAAGUAUUUUUAAUGAAAGUAAAAGAUCUAAAGUUAUUCAAGAAAGAGAUCAGUAUGGAAAAAGUUUUAUAAAUACUCGAAGUGUUGUAAGCGUUUUUAAUCAUUUUGGGCUACACAGAAUUAAUUCAAAUGUUUCAAAAACUUUUCAUGUUCCAGCCAAUAUUGCAUUAAAAUAUCACUGGAAAAAUAAAUGCCCAAAAUUGGAAUUAGGCAAAGAAAUAUGCCAAAAUGUAGAAAAUAAUUUGACAGAAGGUGAAGAUAUUUUGGAAAAAUUGAGAGAAGAAAUUGAAAAAACCAUAGAAAAAUAUUUUUGA
Meloidogyne enterolobii is the source of this 420-nucleotide messenger RNA. The record is from the annotation of a GenBank genome assembly. Lineage: Eukaryota; Metazoa; Nematoda; Chromadorea; Rhabditida; Meloidogynidae.